Nerophis lumbriciformis (worm pipefish) is the source of this 1443-nucleotide messenger RNA. Lineage: Eukaryota; Metazoa; Chordata; Actinopteri; Syngnathiformes; Syngnathidae. The record is from RefSeq and is a predicted model, not a curated record.
AUGGCUACCGGCGCUGAUGUGAGGGACAUUUUGGAGUUGACUGGCGGAGAUAAUGAUGCCCCGAUCAGUAAGAAGGACCUCAUCAAUUCUGACAAGAAAAAAUCCAAGAAAACAAAUGAAACGCUGACCUUCAAGAGGCCGGAGGGAAUGCACAGAGAGGUCUAUGCGCUGCUGUAUUCUGAUAAAAAAGAUGCACCACCGCUCCUUCCUAGUGACACUACCCAGGGCUACAGGACAGUCAAAGCCAAGCUGGGCUGUAAAAAGGUUCGACCCUGGAAGUGGAUGUCCUUCAGCAAUCCAGCUCGAAGGGAUGGUGCCAUAUUUCACCACUGGCGACGGGUGGCAGAGGAAGGCAAAGACUACCCUUUUGCCCGCUUCAACAAGACAGUGCAAGUACCCGUGUACUCCGAGCAGGAAUACCAGCUGCAUCUCCAUGACGACGGCUGGACUAAAGCAGAGACGGACCACCUGUUUGAUUUGUGUAAACGCUUUGACCUGCGCUUUGUAGUAGUCCACGACCGCUACGAUCACCAGCAGUACAGAAAACGGUCCGUAGAAGACCUCAAAGAGCGCUACUAUAGCAUUUGUGGCAAGCUGACCAAGGUCCGUGCACCUUCAGGGACAGAGCCCAAGAUCUACAUCUUUGACGCUGGUCAUGAAAAGCGACGCAAAGAGCAGCUGGAUAAACUCUUCAAUCGUACACCUGAACAAGUGGCAGAAGAAGAGUAUCUGAUCCAAGAGCUGAGAAAGAUCGAGACAAGGAAGAAGGAGCGGGAAAAGAACGCUCAGGAUUUGCAGAAACUCAUAAAAGCUGCCGACACCACCACGGAGUUGAGACGAGCCGAAAAGAGAGUUUCCAAAAAGAAACUUCCACAAAAAAGAGAAACGGAGAAACCAGCUGUUCCAGAGACAGCAGGCAUCAAAUUCCCAGACUUUAAAUCUUCUGGAGUUACACUGCGCAGCCAGAGGAUGAAACUGCCAGGAUCUGUGGGCCAGAAGAAGAUCAAGGCAAUUGAGCAGAUUCUUGUGGAUCAGGGAGUGGAUCUUAAUCCAAUGCCGACAGAAGAAAUUGUGCAGAUGUUCAACGAGCUGCGAAGCGAUCUGGUGCUUCUUUACGAGCUGAAGCAGGCACACAGCAAUUGUGAGUACGAACAACAGAUGUUGCGCCACCGCUACGAAGCUCUGCUGAAGGCUGGCAACGGAGGCGCAUGCAGCAUUAUGGCGACAUCUGCAUCGCAAGUCGUAGAACCCAGUGGCGCCAACAGCAUGACUGCAUCGACUCCGGUGGGAGAAGCCCAGGCGUGGCCUGGCACUGAUGACAUUAAGAUUGAAGCCAAGGAGCAGAUCAUUGACGUGGUGGGAGCUCCACUGACACCCAAUUCGCGCAAACGGCGAGAAUCUGCAUCUAGCUCUUCAUCAGUGAAGAAGGUGAAGAAGCCUUGA